Molecule: messenger RNA, 1112 nt
Organism: Puntigrus tetrazona (Sumatra barb)
Lineage: Eukaryota; Metazoa; Chordata; Actinopteri; Cypriniformes; Cyprinidae
Gene: msrb1a
Product: methionine sulfoxide reductase B1a
Exons: 4
Molecular function (GO): peptide-methionine (R)-S-oxide reductase activity
Source: RefSeq, a predicted model, not a curated record
GUGGUCACGUGGUGCAGACGCGCUCCGAGCUGAGCUUAUAAUACACUCCGGUCGACAGAGAGAGUUACAAACUUGCGCCUGAACUUGAUCACAGUCGGUGUAAGUCAUGUCUUUCUGUUCGUUCUCUGGAGGGGAGUUUUAUAAGGAUCAUUUUGAGACGGGCAUGUAUGUGUGUGCUCAGUGUGGGCAUGAGCUGUUCUCCAGCAGGUCCAAAUAUGAGCAUUCAUCACCCUGGCCGGCCUUCACCGAAACCAUCCACGAAAACAGCGUGUCUAAACACGAGGAAAGACGGGGGGCUUAUAAGGUUAAAUGUGGCAAGUGUGGGAAUGGCCUUGGCCAUGAGUUUGUGAACGACGGACCCCAACACGGCCUCUCACGCUUCUGAAUAUUCAGCAGCUCUCUGAAGUUCGUCCCUAAAGUAAGGAAUGAGCUCCGGUAGAGCCAGAUGUUGGAGAGGAUGUGUCCGUGAGAGCGUCUGGAGAAGCUCGGCUGUGUUUUCUGUGCGGACGGCGUAUGAAAGGCUCUGACGAAAACCCAGCAGAGGAACCAUCAGAGCACUGAUGUGCAAACAGCCUCGUGGGAAACACGGAGAAGCUCACUCCCAGUAUCCGCUACUUUCAAUAAACACACACAACUAUGCAAGAUCAGGUCUUUUAUAAUACUCACGCUAUACGCUAUUGCUCAGAAGUCUGGGGUCAGUAAAGACGCUUUAAUAUUUUUGAAAGCUAUUUGAUCAAAUUAUUAUUUUGAAAUAUUGUUACAGUUUAAGUUAACUCUCUCCUGUUUGAAUAUUUAACUUUCAUUUAUUUACGGUGACAGUGAAGAGGAAGUUCUACCGUAAUCACUCGGGUCUUCAGCGUCACAGUCCUUCAGAAAUCCUUUUAUUGUGCUGAUUUUCUGCUCAAGAAACAUUUAUUAUUAUUAUUGCCAUCAGUGAUAAAUAGCUGUGCCUGGAAAUCCAUGAUGUUACUUUCAGGAUUCUUUUAUAUAAGUAUAAAUGGUAUAAUAAAUAAUCUUACUUUGAACGGUAGUACGCAUAUGAUCUUGUAUGCCUUUCUGUAGACCAGUUGUUACCUCUUAAAUUAAAUGAGUUGGUUGCUUGAUAACGCAAA